AUGACGCUGGAAAUCCAUUCCCCGCAACAAUCGGUCAACGAGCGCAGAGGCCAGCGACUGGCGCCGCUACAGACCAAUUUCAGCCGUCCCACCGCGCGUCCGAUCCAGGUGACAGCGGCCCGACCACAGCGACCCCGACCCUCCGACUACCAGACCGAUGAGGGGAGCGGAGAGCGAGUCCCUUUACAAUCCACUCCGGUGAAACGCCAGACAUCCAAAACCAGUCUGCGCAACAUUUUUGGACGCGACAAGUCGGCCCGUAAGUCGGCCGCGGAUGUCAAGCUAUCUGGUAUUGACGAACAGAAAUCCACCGGCGAACAACCGGCCCCCAACAACGCAGGGGCAGCGCCCUUAUCACCCACCCUUGUCGCCACACCGAAAACGAAUGCAUCUGCUGCGACAUUGCCCACAUCCCCCACCACCGCUGCGUCUCAGCGCCCGAAGCUACCCACCAAAUCGCGCGGAAAGUCCAGCGAUGAUCCAGCCUCCGCGGGAGACUUAGGCUGGAAGCCUCCGCCACUGUUUCAGGCAUAUCCGCAGUCGAUCAAGCAUGAUUCGUUACCGGUCCCUUCUCUAUCGGUGGACUCCAUCCUGCGCAUGCAGGCCACGGCAAAAGCCAAGGGGAUUACUUCUUCGCGCGAAGAUGAAAAGUCGUCGCAGAAUGGAGACGCCGCCGAGGAAACAACGACCCGGAAGAAAAAAGAAGAGAAGGAGAGAAAAAGACAUUUACGCACACUUUCCGAGACAGUCAGCAAGACGGAAUGGUCUCAGAAGGUGUAUGUGCUCGCUACCGCCGGAUACAUCCUACAAUAUGCGGGCUCGGGCAAGCACGACCGUCUGCCGGAGAAAAUGCUCCAGCUGGGACCCAAGUCGGUGGCCUUCGCCAGCGAUGCGAUUCCAGGAAAGCAUUACGUGCUCCAGGUGACACAAACCUCGGACGAGGAAGGCAGUGAAGGACCCAAGCACCAUCGCUUUCGCUUUGGAUUUCACCGUUCUCAUACUCGUCGAAUGGAACGAAGCUUCCUGCUUGUCUUCGACCAUCCCGAGGACAUGAAUACGUGGCUGCUGGCUGUCCGAGCUCAGAUCGAAGCGCGCGGUGGCAAGAAGUAUAUCUCCGAAAGAGCAGAUGAUGGCGAGCCGGGGCAUCAGCUCAACUCCAAACCUAGCAUCCGUCAAAUGAUAACGAAGGAUACGAAGCGAUACUCCACAUUAAUUCCACCCCAGCUGCCCGCAUCUGGAGAGGAGAGAGAUCCAAGCUUCAGUGAUCAGUCUCGUCGGAACUCCUAUGUCUCGGUCAAUCGCCGUUCGAUAGUUUUACCACCGGCAUCUGAAUCCCGUUCUGGAUCUAUCUCCACGACACAUACAGAAGUGACAUCGCCAGUCAGCAAUUCGGGGCGCUUUUACUCAACCAUGACAGCGUCAAGCGUGCCGAGUGUGCCAUCGUCUGAUAAUGUACCUAAAUCCUUCGAUAUGGGCAGUCCGACGGCUUCGGGCUCGACUAAAAGACGAUCGUUGCAUGCGUCGCCAACGCAAGCCAUGCCCACAGCUGCUGAGAUGGCGGCCGAGAUCCCUCGGGCCCAGUCAACGCAGCCUGAUUCAAUCUAUCGCAGCACCUCCCCACCAGCUCCUAAUUUCAGCGUUCCCUCUUUUAGCAAACGGUAUACAGCUCGGUUUGGGCCCUUGCAGGUCCCCCAGUUCUCGCAGGCUCCGCCUGCUCUCGACGUUAUCAGCAACGACCCGCCCGCAGAUACUCUAUCCGCCUUCCCAUCUCCACCGCAUUCCCCCGGCAAGAUACCGAACGGGUUUGGAUUGGGCGUCAUGAAUGAGUCUCAACAGAACCAACCCGCCCAAACAUUGGCCCCGCCUAAACCACUCCGGGUUUCUAGCUCGCAGGAUUCCUUGGUGGAUCCGGUCCAGAAUGUCGAUUCCAAGAGUCAUCGUCUUUCUCGCUUGCCUCGGAAUCCGUUGAAGUCUGCCGCCAAUACGCUGCGUCCUACAACUGCCGUUGGAGGGAAGCCUCCUUCCGAGCUGCAUCUUUUGGCGGAAGAGCAAACAAGUGGCCAAGACCAGCCACGAGUCCGGGGAUCGGUAAUGUACCAAACCGACCCUAAUGCACGUUUGCCGCCGGCUGGUAUGGGCCGACGCAAGAGUAUGCCAGGACUUAUCGGGCCACCUGCAGCACCACCGCCCAAUUGUCCUCUCCCGAAGAUUCCCUCC
Messenger RNA from Aspergillus homomorphus CBS 101889, 2217 nucleotides. Its product is annotated as peptidase family M20/M25/M40 protein. The record is from RefSeq and is a predicted model, not a curated record. NCBI's taxonomy places the organism in Eukaryota, Fungi, Ascomycota, Eurotiomycetes, Eurotiales, Aspergillaceae. The annotation marks the transcript as partial. The transcript has a single exon.